CCCAAGAAGCAGCAACGCCCCUCACUAUAAAUUCGGAGCUGCCUCCUCGCCGAUGAUUCCAGCGCCUGACACCCAGGACCCCAAGCAGCAGCGAGUGUGACAGGACGUCUGGACCGGCGCGCCGCUAGCAGCUCUGCCAGGCCGCGGCGGUGAUCGAUAGGGAGCGGCUGGAGUGGACCCGGCGAGUGAGGGCGCACAGCCGGGACGCCGAGGCUGCGGGCGGGAGACCCGCACUAACGCAGCCGGCCCUCGGCGGGACGUGACGCAGAGUCCGGGGCGCGGGUUUGAUAUUUGACAAAUUGAUCUAAAAUGGCUGGGUUUUUAUCUGAAUAACUCACUGAUGCCAUCCCAGAAAGUCGGCACCAGAUGAAAAAAAACUGAGGGUCAUGUUCAGAGAAAUUCGAUGACUUACCCAGAGCCACACAGAUUUGUACAUGGCAAAGGAGGAUUCCAUUUCAAGUCUUUCAACCCCAAAUUCAUCUUCCUUCCCUAAGGGGAAAUGGUGCUAUGGAACUCAUGUAAGCCACAGAGCUUGGAUAAAAGGAAUAGUGAGGCCCAAGUUGACACUGAGUAUUCUCUGUGAAACUCUGCAAGGAGCAACAUGUGAUUUCACAGAAAUUAGUCUCGAUACACUAUUUUCAUAGCUGGCAUGCCGUUACAAGAGAAUGCUCAGCCAUGUUCAUCUGGGGACCUGCUCCUGGUAGAGCAAUAGGAUCUGUGUGCCCAGCACCACUGCCCACCUAGCUGUCCUGUCCUGUGCCCAAUGCUGACCUUCACCUCAGAGUGUGGCUGUACCACAUUCGGUGAUGUCACUCUCACUGAACCUUCAGCCUCCUUCCUGGGACUUCCUAAUGGACUCUUAUCCAGGGCAGAAUGUGUUGAUUUUCUAAAUCACAUAAAUGAAUAGCUUGACUGUUGAUUAUGUAGAAAAUCAGAGCAAAUAUUUGCAUGGCUUUGUGCAGCUCAUUGCUAAGCAUCUGAUUCUCCCCAGAAUUCUAAAAAACCUGCUGCUUUCCCAAGCCCUCAGUAAAGACAUGCUUUCUUGAUAAUCCUGGCCAAACCUAUUCAUUUGACGUCUUUGUUACACAAAUGGUUAACCACAGAGUUAACUUCAGAAAUGGCUGGCAGGUAUGAAGGUUAGAAGAUUCAUGCACUUUUGCUAGACUGAAUUGGAAGUUAAAGAAUAAGUAGUUACUGACUGCAGCAGCCUGGAAAACCAUGGAAAAAAAUCCUAUUCCUCAAAGUCGAGCCCUACCUCCUAUGCCUCUUAAAUCAGUUGCCACAGUGACCAAUUUCUCAGUCACCUAAAGGCAGCUAUUCUGACCACUUAAGGGAGAAUACUUAUAAUCUUUAUACCUAAGUAAAGAUUGUGAGAGGAAAGAAAUGGUUUAAAGAAUAUGAAUGUGUCACACUUCUGAGGUUAAUGAUAAAUGAAUUGGUCCUGCUUACCUCAGGAAAAACUUUCAAGUCUUUCUGAAAAACUAAUUUAAUUCAGUAGUAUUUUCUAAAUUUAGGUUAUGUUUUUAAUCAAUUUGGAAACCAAGAUUUACUUAUGGAAAAAAAGGAAAAUGACCUAGAUAGGUUUAUUCACAUAGAACCCCAAUUUCACUUCUCUGGAUGAUACCAUUUUCUACAAAAGCAGUUAUGUUCUAAAAUUUAAAUGUGCUUUCUUAGGCUUUAUCAGUUCACAGUGUUUCCUUAAGAAAUAUGAUCCAGUAUUUUUUUCCUAAGACUAAAGUUGAGUUACUACAUUUAUGACUGAGAAAUGAAUGUUUGUUUGUUUGUUUACAACAAGAAUUUUUUUUUUUACCAUUUUAUUUUUAUUUUCCCCAGGUGCAUUUGAUAUAGUGUUUGCAACAAAUUCGACCCAGGCGAUCAAAAGAUCAAAAUGAUUCUCAACUCUUCUACCGAAGAUGGUAUUAAAAGAAUCCAAGAUGAUUGUCCCAAAGCUGGAAGGCAUAAUUACAUAUUUGUCAUGAUUCCUACUUUAUACAGUAUCAUCUUUGUGGUGGGAAUAUUUGGAAACAGCUUGGUGGUGAUAGUCAUUUACUUUUAUAUGAAGCUGAAGACUGUGGCCAGUGUUUUUCUUUUGAAUUUAGCACUGGCUGACUUAUGCUUUUUACUGACUUUGCCACUAUGGGCUGUCUACACAGCUAUGGAAUACCGCUGGCCCUUUGGCAAUUACCUAUGUAAGAUUGCUUCAGCCAGUGUCAGUUUCAACCUGUACGCUAGUGUGUUUCUACUCACGUGUCUCAGCAUUGAUCGAUACCUGGCUAUUGUUCACCCAAUGAAGUCCCGCCUUCGACGCACAAUGCUUGUAGCCAAAGUCACCUGCAUCAUCAUUUGGCUGCUGGCAGGCUUAGCCAGUUUGCCAGCUAUAAUCCAUCGAAAUGUAUUUUUCAUUGAGAACACCAAUAUUACAGUUUGUGCUUUCCAUUAUGAGUCCCAAAAUUCAACCCUCCCGAUAGGGCUGGGCCUGACCAAAAAUAUACUGGGUUUCCUGUUUCCUUUUCUGAUAAUUCUUACAAGUUAUACUCUUAUUUGGAAGGCCUUAAAGAAGGCUUAUGAAAUUCAGAAGAACAAACCAAGAAAUGAUGAUAUUUUUAAGAUAAUUAUGGCAAUUGUGCUUUUCUUUUUCUUUUCCUGGAUUCCCCACCAAAUAUUCACUUUUCUGGAUGUAUUGAUUCAACUAGGCAUCAUACGUGACUGUAGAAUUGCAGAUAUUGUGGACACGGCCAUGCCUAUCACCAUUUGUAUAGCUUAUUUCAACAAUUGCCUGAAUCCUCUUUUUUAUGGCUUUCUGGGGAAAAAAUUUAAAAAAUAUUUUCUCCAGCUUCUAAAAUAUAUUCCCCCAAAAGCCAAAUCCCACUCAAACCUUUCAACAAAAAUGAGCACGCUUUCCUACCGCCCCUCAGAUAAUGUAAGCUCAUCCACCAAGAAGCCUGCACCGUGUUUUGAGGUUGAGUGACAUGUUUGAAACCUGUCCAUAAAGUAAUUUUGUGAAAGAAGGAGCAAGAGAACAUUCCUCUGCAGCACUUCACUACCAAAUGAGCAUUAGCUACUUUUCAGAAUUGAAGGAGAAAGUGCAUUAUGUGGACUCAACCAACUUUUCUAAAGCUCUGAACAAAAGCUUUUCUUUCCCUUUGCAACAAGACAAAGCAAAGCCACAUUUUGCAUUAGACAGAUGAUGGCUGCUCGAAGAACAAUGUCAGAAACUCGAUGAAUGUGUUGAUUUGAGAAAUUUUACUGACAGAAAUGCAAUCUCCCUAGUCUGCUUUUGUCCUGUUAUUUUUUAUUUCCACAUAAAGGUAUUUAGAAUAUAUUAAAUUGUUGGAGGAGCAACAGGAGAUGAGAGUUCAAGAUUGUUCGGUCCAAUUUCCAAAGGGCAGUAAAGUUUUUGUGCCUGUUUUUAGCUAUUAGCAACUGUGCCACACUUGCACCUGGUACUGCACAUUUUGUACAAAGAUUUGCUAAGCAGUAGUCGUCAAGUUUGAGAUCUUUUUGUGAAAUUCAACCUGUGUCUUGUAGGUUUACACUGCCAAAACAAUGCCCGUAAGAUGGCUUAUUUGUAUAAUGGUGUUACUAAAGUCACAUAUAAAAGUUAAACUACUUGUAAAGGUGCUGCACUGGUCCCAAGUAGUAGUGUCUUCCUAGUAUAUUAGUUUGAUUUAAUAUCUGAGAAGUGUAAAUAGUUUGUGGUAAAAAGAUUAUAUAUCAUAAAGUAUGCCUUCCUGUUUUAAAAAAGUAUAUAUUCUACACAUAUAUGUAUAUGUAUAUCUAUAUCUCUAAACUGCUGUUAAUUGAUUAAAAUCUGGCAAAGUUAUAUUUACUUUAAAAUAAAAUAAUUUUAUUACAA
Molecule: messenger RNA, 3856 nt
Organism: Pongo pygmaeus (Bornean orangutan)
Lineage: Eukaryota; Metazoa; Chordata; Mammalia; Primates; Hominidae
Gene: AGTR1
Product: angiotensin II receptor type 1
Exons: 5
Coding region: 1889-2968 (359 amino acids)
Biological process (GO): immune response; neutrophil chemotaxis; positive regulation of cytosolic calcium ion concentration
Cellular component (GO): external side of plasma membrane; membrane
Molecular function (GO): C-C chemokine binding; C-C chemokine receptor activity; angiotensin type II receptor activity
Source: RefSeq, a predicted model, not a curated record